Diaporthe amygdali is the source of this 4470-nucleotide messenger RNA. RefSeq lists its product as uncharacterized. The transcript has 3 exons. The coding region runs from base 1 to 4470 and encodes 1489 amino acids. The record is from RefSeq and is a predicted model, not a curated record. Gene Ontology annotation, cellular component: membrane. Gene Ontology annotation, biological process: transmembrane transport. Lineage: Eukaryota; Fungi; Ascomycota; Sordariomycetes; Diaporthales; Diaporthaceae. Gene Ontology annotation, molecular function: ATP binding; ABC-type transporter activity; ATP hydrolysis activity.
AUGGAGAAGGACCCGGUCGCCGAGUCGCCGGCCACAGAGCAUGUCGACCAGUAUGGACGACAAAUAGAGCUCUCACGUGUCAUGACCGCGUCGGACGAAGGAACCACUGUCGAUAAUGCUGUGGCGACAGAAAUUGAGCCAGAGGACGCCGAAGAGUUGAGACGUAUCGCCACCGUCUUUUCGCAAGCCUCUGGGGCUGGUGGUCAGCCUGCAGAUCUGUCUCAAGCCAUUUCUUUCAACAACGCCAGUGACGACUCACUGAACCCACAAAGCAAGAACUUUGAUCCUGCAAAAUGGGUCCAAAAUGUCGUCCGUCAAAUUGAAGGACGCGGUAUCCGUCCAGCUCGGACCGGUAUCAUGUUCAAGGAUCUCACGGUAUCUGGAACUGGAGAUGCUGUCCAAUUACAACAAACUGUGGGAUCUCUUGCAGCAGGACCACUACGACCCGGAGAGUUUUUCCAUUUUGGAAGUAAAGCACCUAAGAGGAUUCUCAACAAGUUCGACGGCCUACUUAGGCAUGGCGAAUUGUUGAUAGUCCUGGGGCGGCCUGGUUCUGGCUGCAGCACAAUGCUCAAGACCAUGAGCGGCGAGCUGAACGGGCUCAGCCUGGACAAAACCUCCACCAUCAGCUACGACGGUAUUCCUCAAACACGCAUGAAGAAGGAAUUCAAGGGCGAGGUAAUCUACAAUCAGGAAGUCGACAAGCACUUCCCACAUCUUACUGUGGGCCAAACACUUGAGUUUGCUGCUGCAGUGCGCACACCAUCUGAUCGUAUGGAAGGACUGAGCCGUAAUGAAUACUCAAAACUCAUGGCUCAAGUUGUCAUGGCCAUUUGCGGUCUGACACAGACAUACAAUACCAAGGUCGGAAAUGACUUCGUCCGAGGUGUGUCUGGAGGUGAGCGAAAGCGUGUCAGCAUUGCUGAGAUGAUGCUCGCCGGUUCUCCCUUUGCCGCAUGGGACAACAGUACCCGAGGUCUCGAUUCAGCCACUGCCCUCAAAUUUGUUCAAUCACUUCGUCUCUUUAGCGACCUUUUCGGAUCUGCCCACGCCGUUGCGAUAUACCAAGCCAGUCAGGCAAUUUACGACCUCUUCGACAAAGCAACUGUCCUAUAUGAAGGCCGUCAGAUUUACUACGGGCCCGCACAGGAAGCCAGAGCAUUCUUUGAACGACAAGGAUGGUAUUGUCCUCCACGACAGACGACGGGAGACUUCCUGACGUCAGUCACAAAUCCCAGUGAGCGCAGGGCUCGUGAAGGCAUGGAGAACAAGGUGCCACGCACACCAGAGGAAUUCGAGACAUACUGGCGCUCGUCCCCCGAGUACCGACAGCUCCAGGAUGACAUUUCCGGGCAUUUGGUAGAAUACCCACUGUCAGACGACGAAGACGCACUAGCGAGACACCCAAGCCAGACGCAGCACGAGACUCUGAAAGCGUUCCGCCAAGCCAAGAAGCACCGACAAGCCAAGCAUGCUCGCCCGGGCUCGCCAUACAUCAUCACAGUUCGCCAGCAGGUCAGCCUCAACGUGAAGCGAGCCUAUCAACGAGUUUGGGGAGAUAAAUCGGCUACAGUUGUCAAUGCCAUCAUGCAGGUGGUCAUCGCCCUGAUUAUGGGUUCUCUCUUCUACUCUCCGGUCAAUUAUGAAUCCACUGCUGGAUUCUUCUCCAAAGGAGCUGCACUUUUCAUCGCCGUCUUGUCAAAUGCCCUGAGCUCGGUCUCCGAGAUUAGCAGUCUGUACGCACAACGCCCCAUCGUCGAAAAACACGCCUCCUACGCUUUCUACCAUCCUGCCACCGAGGCCUUGGCUGGUAUCGUUGCCGAUAUACCCGUCAAGUUCUUCAUCUCCGUAUGCUUCAACCUGGUGCUAUACUUCAUGGCUGGCCUGCGUCGGGAACCUGGACAAUUUUUCUUGUUCUUCCUUGUCACGUACGUAACCACGUUCGUGUUCGCGGGUAUUUUCCGGACUGUCGCUGCCGCAACAAAAACGUCUUCUCAGGCUAUGAGUGCAGCUGGUAUCAUCAUCCUUGCUCUCAGUAUCUAUACUGGCUUCAUGAUUGCCGUCCCUGAGAUGAAGGUGUGGUUUGGUUGGAUCCGAUGGAUCAACCCGCUUUUCUACGCUUUCGAGAUCUUGGUCGCGAACGAGUUCCAUGGUCAUGAGUACAUCUGUUCCAGCAUCAUUCCCUCAUACACUCCUCUGGUUGGAGACUCAUGGAUGUGCAAUGCGGUCGGAGCUGUGGCUGGCCGUGCGACUGUCAACGGAGACUCUUAUAUCGAGACGAGCUUCUCUUACUACUAUUCGCAUGUCUGGCGCAACUUUGGCAUCCUAAUCGCGUUUCUGGUCUUUUUCCUGGCCCUUUACACGCUGACCACCGAGCUCAACUCUUCCAUGAGCAGCGCUGCAGAGUUCCUCGUAUUCCAGCGUGGACGUGUCCCAGCCUACCUCCAGAAGUCGGCCAACUCCAGCGAACAGUCACAGGAGACCCGUCCAGGCGGUGACGCCAUGCAGGAGUCUGGAGCUAAUGUCAAUGCGUUGGAGCCACAAACGGACAUUUUCACAUGGAAGGACGUCACAUACGAUGUCCAGAUCAAGACAGAGACGCGUCGCCUCUUGGAUCAUGUUUCAGGCUGGGUUAAGCCCGGUACGCUCACAGCACUCAUGGGCACCAGUGGUGCUGGAAAGACUACCUUGCUUGAUGCUCUUGCGCAAAGAGUCACAAUGGGAGUGAUCACUGGAGAUAUGCUGGUCAACGGAAAGCCUCUGGACGAAAGUUUCCAAAGAAAGACCGGAUACGUGCAACAACAAGAUCUUCAUUUGGAAACAUCCACUGUCCGAGAAAGUCUCCGUUUCAGCGCCCUACUUCGCCAGCCAGCCUCCGUUAGCACAGAGGAGAAGUACAAGUUUGUCGAGGAGGUCAUUGAGAUGCUUAACAUGGGCGACUUCGCCGAUGCGGUCGUCGGUGUUCCUGGAGAAGGACUCAAUGUCGAGCAGCGCAAGCUCUUGACUAUUGGCGUCGAAUUGGCUGCGAAGCCUAAGCUACUCCUCUUCCUGGACGAGCCCACCAGCGGUCUUGACUCCCAAAGUUCUUGGGCGAUUGUUGCCUUCCUCCGCAAGCUCGCCGACGCUGGUCAGGCCGUGCUGUGCACUAUCCACCAACCUAGCGCCGUCCUGUUCCAAGAAUUCGACCGGUUACUGUUCCUGGCCAAGGGAGGCAAAACAGUCUAUUUUGGCGAUGUCGGAAACAACUCGCAAAUCUUGCUCGAUUACUUUGAGUCCAACGGUGCACGGAAGUGUGGAUCCCAGGAGAACCCAGCCGAAUAUAUGCUGGAGAUCGCAAACGGGCAGACCACUGACUGGCAUUCGGUUUGGCUCAACAGUCGUCAGCGUUUGGAUGUCGAGGCCGAGAUUGACAGAAUAGCCACUGACAAGGGCCAAGAGCGAGCAGUUGAAGACAGCGGUGCCCACUCAGAAUUCGCCAUGCCAUUCAUGGCACAGCUUGUCGCUGUCACUAUCCGGGUCUUCCAACAGUACUGGCGAAUGCCUUCUUACAUCAUGGCCAAACUGGUCCUCGGCUUUGCUGCGGGUCUCUUCGUCGGUUUCUCUUUCUACCGGGGUGGUGGAAGUCGUGUCGGAAUGCAGAUGAUCGUAUUCUCGACCUUCCAGAUCAUCACCUUGUUCUCGACUAUUGUGCAACAAAUCCAGCCGCUCUUCGUCACCCAGAGGUCCUUGUAUGAGGUCCGCGAGCGACCAAGCAAGGCUUACAGCUGGAAAGCUUUCAUGAUGGCCAACAUCAUUGUUGAGAUCCCCUGGCAAAUCCUGACGGGUAUUAUCACAUGGGCUUGCUUCUACUACCCCGUGAUGGGCGCUGGCCAGAGCGGAGAGAGACAGGUCUUGGUUCUCCUCUUCGUGAUCAUGCUCUUCAUUUAUGCCAGCACAUUCGCCCACAUGACAAUCGCCGCCCUGCCCGACGCGACCACAGCAGGAGCCAUCGUCACCAUCCUCAUGCUUCUGAGCAUGAUGUUCUGCGGUGUCCUACAGACCCCCAGCGCGCUGCCCGGCUUCUGGACCUUCAUGUACCGCGUCAGCCCCUUCACCUACUGGAUUGCAGGCAUGGCCGCGACCAUGAUCCACGGCCGAUCCGUGACCUGCUCCGUAUCCGAGACGACCAUCAUCAACCCACCGUCAGGCCAAACCUGUGGCGACUACUUCUCCACCUUCCUGAUGGGCCCCGAGGGCAGCAUCGGCAACCUGCAGAACCCCAACGACACCAGCGCGUGCCGCUACUGCUCCCUCUCCAACGGCGACCAGUACCUGGCCGGCAGCAACAUCUUCUGGGACGACAGGUGGCGCAACUUCGGCAUCAUGUGGGCCUACUGCAUCUUCAACAUUUUCAUUGCCGUGGGCACCUACUAUCUCUUCCGAGUCAGGCCUACCCAGCGCGCUCGCGCCGCCAAGGGCAAGAAGGCGUAA